CCCUUUCCGCCUUUCUCGCUUGUCACUGGCCUUUUUAGCCUUUUAGCGGCCGAAGGGGGGUGGGCCAGGGGGGUACCGGGUUUGGUUUGGGACAAGGUCUCAGGGUACGUACUCCCAGUACUUGAGUAGCCAUACGAGUACAGUAUCCUACCUCAGGCAGCACGUACCCUGCGGGCAGCAGCCUUCAGCCACGUCGUUAGAGAUUCAAGCAGUGACGACAGCAUACCAUUCACAUACAGAACCACGACCCAACCUCACCACAUCAAUACUUGGUCUCUACAACAGAACGAAACUUCAAGCCCCGUCGCAUCCUACCACAAUCUACACGAGAAUUCCACAAUGGCACAAGAUCCUCGUGCGCUUCUGCAAAAGGUUUCCAAUGACCCCUCCUUCCCCUCCACGCCGAUACGACCCUGCUAACAGUAUGCUAGGCAGAGAAGGCGGUCGCUGGCGCAAGUGGUGGAUUCAGUCUAUUCGGUGGAAAGCAGGAGAAAUGGGAGAAUGCUGCCGAGUUCUAUAACCAAGCUGCGAAUGCAUUUCGCAUGCAGAAGCAAAGUAAAUUCCCCUCUACGAGUAUGUAAGCCUUGAUUCUAAUAUACUGCUUCAAUAGACAAGGAGGCCGGUCAAGCAUUCGAGAAAGCCGCAAACAUUCAAACUACCAAACUCAACGAACCAGAUGAUGCUGCAAAUACCCUGACCGAGGCUUUCAAGGUAUACAAAAAGACAGACCCUCUGGACGCUGCACGAUGUCUCGAUAUCGCCAUUCAGCACUACACACUCAAGGGAAACUUUAGAAGAGCAGCUACACACAAACAAAACCUGGCGGAGUUGUAUGAGAUGGAGUUGGGCGAUGCGAAGAAGGCCAUCGAGAGCUACGAGACAGCGGCAGGAUGGUUCGAGGCCGACAAUGCCGAGGCGUAUGUUGAACUCCGUCCUGAUGACCAUGUAUGCUAACAAGAUAUCAGAUUGUCGAAUAAAUUAUACCUGAAAGUCGCCGAUAUUGCUGCUCUCGAAAAUGAUUACCACAAGGCUAUCGAAUACUUCGAGAAGGUUGCUGCAUCAUCCGUUUCAAACAACCUCAUGAAAUGGUCAGUCAAGGAUUAUUUCCUCAAGGCGGGAUUAUGCCAUCUUGCAAAUGGCGAUCAAGUCACAACGAACAGAGCUCUUGAGAAGUAUCGGGACAUGGAUCCUACAUUCCCAAGUACCAGAGAACAUCAACUUUUGGUUGAUCUUUACGAAGCGGUAGAGGCUGGUGAUCAGGAGGCAUUUGCAGAUAAGCUCUUCCAGUAUGACCAAAUGAGCAAGUUGGACAAGUGGAAGACGACUAUUUUAUUGAAGAUUAAGAAUGCUAUUGAAGCAAAGGAAGAUGAUUUCUCUUAG
This is a messenger RNA of Hymenoscyphus albidus, 1380 nucleotides long. The record is from the annotation of a GenBank genome assembly. NCBI's taxonomy places the organism in Eukaryota, Fungi, Ascomycota, Leotiomycetes, Helotiales, Helotiaceae.